CCGCCGGGUGGGGCGGGUCUGCGCCCGGCUGGCGCCAGACUGCCGCCGCUGUCCUGCCGGCCGCGCGCCCCCUCACUCGCCCCCCGAAGACACCCGGGCUCCAUCGAGUUCAGAAAUGUCCAGAAAUGACAAAGAACCGUUCUUGGUGAAGUUUUUAAAGUCUCCAGACAAUUCUGAAUAUUUUUUUAAAGCUCUUGCGUCAAUAAAAGAGUUCCAAUCAGAAGAAUACCUUCAAAUUAUCACAGAAGAAGAGGCAUUGAAAAUAAAAGAAAAUGAUAAAUCACUUUAUAUCUGUGACCCUUUUAAUGGCAUUGUCUUUGAUCACCUCAAAAAGCUUGGAUGCAGAAUUGUUGGUCCUCAAGUAGUCAUAUAUUGUAUGCACCACCAGCAAUACGUCCCAAGAGCUGAACAUCCAGUUUAUAAUAUGGUUAUGUCUGAUGUAACCAUAUCUUGUACAAGCCUUGAAAAACAAAAAAGGGAAGAAGUUCACAAAUAUGUACAAAUGAUGGGUGGACGAGUAUAUAAAGACCUUCAUACAUCAGUGACUCACCUUAUCGCUGGAGAAGUUGGUAGCAAAAAAUACUUAGUUGCUGCAAAUCUAAAGAAACCUAUUUUGCUUCCUUCUUGGAUAAAAACACUUUGGGAGAAAUCACAAGAGCAAAAAAUAGAAAGAUACACUGAUAUAAACAUGGAAGACUUUAAGUGUCCUAUUUUUCUUGGUUGUAUCAUCUGUGUGACUGGCUUGUGUAGCAUUGACCGAAAGGCAGUUCAGCAACUCACAGUUAAGCACGGAGGUCAAUAUGUGGGACAACUGAAAAUGAAUGAAUGUACACACCUCAUUGUGCAAGAACCAAAAGGUCAGAAAUAUGAAUGUGCCAAGAAAUGGAAUGUUCAUUGUGUGACUACGCAGUGGUUUUUUGACAGUGUUGAGAAAGGUUUUUGUCAGGAUGAAUCUAUAUACAAGACACAGCCUAAACCAGAAAUAAAGACUAUGCCUGAUACUUCAACUCCUACUGGCCAGGUCAACACAUUUGAUAGUCGUACUCUUUCAGAUGUCAGCCACAUUUCUAACAUCACUGCAAGUUGCGUAAAUGAAUCCAUAUGUAAUUCGGUUCUUAAUAGCAAAUUAGAGCCUACAUUUGAAAAUCUAGAAAAUCUGGAUGUCAGUGCAUUUCAAGUACCUGAAGAUUUAUUAGAUGGCUGCCGGAUAUAUCUUUGCGGUUUUAGUGGCAGAAAGCUAGAUAAACUGCGGAGGCUUAUUAACAGUGGAGGUGGAGUUCGUUUCAAUCAGCUCAACGAAGAUGUAACUCAUGUUAUUGUGGGAGAUUAUGAUGAUGAAUUGAAGCAAUUUUGGAAUAAAUCAGCCCACAGGCCUCACGUAGUGGGAGCAAAGUGGUUGCUAGAGUGUUUUAGUAAAGGCUAUAUGCUUCCUGAAGAGCCAUAUAUCCAUGCUAACUACAAGCCAGUGGAAAUUCCAGUUUCAGAUCAACCUGAAAAUAAAACAACUAUUUUAAAAAAGAAUAACAGCAGCUUUUCUAAGCAAGACUUUAUACCUGAUGAAAAGCAUCAGCAAGCUGAUGAAGAUCUGCUCUCCCAAUAUGUAAAUAAUAACUCAACAGUAGUUGAAGCUAAACAGUCUGAGACUGAGAAAUCUGAAGUUGGACCUUUUAACGAUUCUACUCAUAUUUCUCUGCAAGAAGAAAACCAGCCUUCUGUCAGUCGUUGCCUCCCUGACGAUACUUCUAUAAUUACUGAAGAAGGCUUAUUUAGCCAAAAGAGUUUCCUUGUUUUGGGUUUUAGUAAUGAAAAUGAAUCUAAUAUUAAAAACAUCAUAAGAGAAAAUGCUGGAAAAAUCGUGUCCCUUCAGAGCAGACCUGUUGCUGAUUAUGCAGUGGUUCCUCUUCUGGGGUGUGAAGUAGAAGCAACUGUAAGCGAAGUUGUUACAAAUACAUGGCUGGUUACUUGUAUAGACUUCCAGACUUUAGUUGAUCCAAAGUCAAAUCCCCUCUUCACUCCAGUCCCAAUACAGACAGGAACAACUCCUUUAGAAGAUUGUGUUAUUUCGUUCAGCCAGUGUGCUGGAGCAGAAAAAGAGUCUUUAACAUUCUUAGCAAAUCACCUUGGAGCAAGCGUUCAAGAAUUCUUUGUUCGCAAAUCCAAUCCAAAGAAAGGCAUGUUUGCCAGUACACAUCUUAUAUUGAAAGAACCAGGUGGUUCUAAAUUUGAAGCUGCAAAGAAGUGGAACUUACCAGCAGUCAAUGUAGCUUGGCUUUUGCAGACUGCUAGAAUGGGAAAGAAAGCAGAUGAAAGCCAUUUUCUGAUAGAAGAUCCUCCUGAAGAAGAGCAAAGCUUGGAAACUGAAGUAACAAAUGCAAUGAAUCUAAAUCCAAGUACACCAGAGCAUCCUGAGACACAGCUGGAAACACACAAGAAAACAGCUGUUACACCUUUAGAUAUGAACCAGUUUCAGAGUAAAGCUUUCCGUGCUGUGAUCUCACAACACACUGGACAGGUGUCAGUCUCCCCAACCAUAGAACAGCCACUCCAGAAGGAGCCCUCAUUGCAUCUGGAUACACCAUCAAAAUUUCUGUCCAAAGACAAACUCUUCAAGCCAUCCUUUGAUGUGAAGGAUGCACUUGCAGCCUUGGAAACUCCACGACAUCUCAGCCAACAGAAAAGGAAAUUGAGUACACCACUCUCAGAAGUUAUUGUCAGAAACUUGAAACUGGCUUUGGCAAACAGCUCUCGAAAUGCUGUCGCUCUUUCUGCCAGCCCUGAACUGAAGAAUGCCCAACCCGAGAAGGAAGAAGUUCCAAAGCCACUUCAUAAGGUAGUGGUAUGCGUUAGUAAAAAACUCAGUAAAAAGCAGAGUGAACUAAAUGGCAUUGCAGCCUCUCUUGGAGCAGAUUACAGGUGGAGUUUUGAUGAAACAGUGACCCAUUUCAUCUAUCAAGGACGACCAAAUGACACUAAUCGGGAGUAUAAAUCUGUAAAAGAAAAAGGAAUACAUAUUGUUUCGGAGCACUGGCUUUUAGAAUGUGCCCAAGAGUAUAAGCAUCUUCCUGAAUCUCUUUAUCCACAUACUUUUAAUCCCAAAAUGAGCCUGGAUAUCAGUGCAGUGCAAGAUGGCAGACUCUGUAAUAGUCGACUACUCUCAGCUGAUUCAACAACAAAGGAUGAUGAGCCGGAUCAUUUGCCAUUAGAAGAAAAUGAUAUCGAUAAUAUGACCAUCAAUAAUAAAGAAUCUGCACUAUCAAAUGGAAGUGGAAAGAAUGACACUAAAGGAGCUCUGACACAGACCUUGGAGAUGAGACAGAACAUCCAAAAGCAGCUGCAGGAGAUAAUGUCUGCAACAUCAAUAGUGAAACUCCAAGGGCAGAGGACUUCCCUUUCAAGAAGUGGUUGUAACAGUGCUUCUUCAACUCCCGACAGCGCUCGCUCUGUCCGCAGUGGACGAAGUAGAGUCCUAGAGGCACUGAGGCAGUCUCGUCAAAUAGUACCUGAUAUAAACACAGAGCCCUCUCAAAAUGAACAGAUCAUUUGGGAUGACCCUACAGCCAGGGAGGAGAGAGCAAGGCUUGCCAGCAAUUUGCAGUGGCCCAUUUGCCCCACACAAUACUCUGAGCUUCAAGUGGACGUGAAAAAAAUGGAGGAUUCUCCUUUCCAGGAGCCUUUACAUGGUUCAGAAAUUGCUGAACAGGCUAUCUGUGAUCCUGGAAACGUAUGUGUGACUGAAGCCUGCAAACACCACCUGAUCUCUGAAGAACUGGAAACUCCAACAAAAGACAGCCACCUGAUUCCUACACCAAAAGCCCCUAGUAUUGCCUUCCCCCUAGCCAACCCACCGGUGGCUCCUCACCCUAGAGAAAAGGUUAUAACAAUAGAGGAGACUCGUGAAGACUUAAAAAAACAGUACAUAUUUCAGUUGUCAUCUCUGAAUCCUCAAGAACGUAUUGAUUAUUGUCACCUUAUUGAAAAGCUAGGUGGAUUGGUGAUAGAAAAACAGUGCUUCGACCCGAACUGUACACACAUUGUUGUGGGACAUCCACUUCGAAAUGAGAAGUAUUUGGCCUCAGUGGCAGCGGGGAAGUGGGUGCUCCAUCGCUCCUACUUGGAAGCAUGCAGGACUGCUGGGCACUUCAUGCCGGAAGAAGACUAUGAAUGGGGAAGUAGUUCCAUUCUUGAUGCUUUGACCGGAAUCAAUGUACAACAGCGGAGACUAGCACUUGCAGCAAUGAGGUGGAGAAAAAAAAUCCAGCAAAAACAAGAAACAGGCAUUAUUGAGGGGGCAUUUAGUGGUUGGAAGGUUAUUUUACAUGUGGAUCAGUCCCGAGAAGCAGGAUUCAAACGUCUUCUUCAGUCAGGAGGAGCAAAGGUAUUACCUGGUCAUUCUGUACCUUUAUAUAAAGAAGCCACACAUCUCUUUUCUGACUUUAAUAAACACAAACCAGAUGACUCAGGAGUUAAUAUAGCAGAAGCCGCUGCACAGAACGUGUACUGCUUGAAGACCGAAUACAUUGCUGAUUAUCUCAUGCAGGAAUCCCCUCCUCAAAUAGAAAAUUACUGUCUACCAGAAGCUGUUGCAUUUCUUCAGAAUAAUAAGGAACCUGAGUCUGGAUUAUCACAAAAGAGGAAAGCUCCUACAGAGAAAAAUAAAAUCAAACGACCUAGAGUACACUGA
Molecule: messenger RNA, 4681 nt
Organism: Orycteropus afer afer
Lineage: Eukaryota; Metazoa; Chordata; Mammalia; Tubulidentata; Orycteropodidae
Gene: TOPBP1
Product: DNA topoisomerase II binding protein 1
Biological process (GO): mitotic G2 DNA damage checkpoint signaling; mitotic DNA replication checkpoint signaling; DNA replication initiation
Source: RefSeq, a predicted model, not a curated record